Messenger RNA from Phoenix dactylifera (date palm), 1101 nucleotides. RefSeq names its product TRAF-type zinc finger-like protein. NCBI's taxonomy places the organism in Eukaryota, Viridiplantae, Streptophyta, Magnoliopsida, Arecales, Arecaceae. Gene Ontology annotation, cellular component: mitochondrion. The record is from RefSeq and is a predicted model, not a curated record.
UCAAGAAGAGGACCACGGAGAGACCCCGACAGACUUUUUAUGCGACUCAGCUCAAAAAAAUAAAAAAAAACUCCCGGCGAACAGCCGCUACGGAAGAAUCCUUCCCGUCCUGGAUUUGGAAUCCUCGCUACCGUGAUCUGAGAUGGAGAUUUCAUCGGAACCGACCACAUCCACCUGCAGCCACUGUGAGAGAGAUAUUCUAACUCCAAACAUGGAACUUCACUAUGCGCAUUGUUCUCGCAAUCUUCAAAAGUGUGAGAUUUGUGGAGAUAUGGUUCCAAAAAAGCAUGCCAAUGAACAUUACUAUGAAACUCAUGCUCCGGUAGUUUGCUCAUUAUGCAGUGAGACAGUGGAGCGUGAAGUCUGGUCUCUUCAUAAAGGUGAACAAUGCCCCCAGAGGAUUGUUACAUGUGAAUAUUGUGAGUUCCCGUUGCCUGCAGUUGAUCUCUCAAAACAUCAGGAAAUUUGUGGAAAUCGGACAGAAUAUUGUCAUAUAUGUAACAAGUAUAUUAGACUCCGUGAACAAAUUGACCAUGAAAUCCAGUUUCAUGGCAAUUCGAAUGGAACUGCAGAAUCUUCCAGGGAUAGGAGAACAUCUGAGAGAGAAGAAGGUGCUCGGAGAAGGCAGGCCCGUGAUUCAUCACAAAGGCGUAUUCUGUUUACUAUUGCAGUAACAGGCAUUGCAGUUCUAAUUGGAUCAAUUUUCUUCCAAAGAAGAGCAGAUCGUCAUGAACAGCAGUAACCUUUCGAGUAUACUCCUUACUGCUAAGAAAUAUUCUUAAUUAAUGGAUGAUUAAAUGCACUUGAAACAGUAUGCUUCAGUCUCAUUUUUCAUUUGUAUACAGAUAUGUUAGAGAUUUGUAUGACAGUCUUCCCUGUGAUUCUCAUGACGCAAGAUCCCACCAGUUGUAACUUCAGUAUUUUCAAGGCUGCUGGUGAAACUUUUUUAGCCCUUUCCCUUUUUGUGUUCUUUUUUCUUCCCCUAUUAUUUCACUACAUUUGACCUUGCUUCUCUCUGUGCUUGGGUACUAGCCAUCUUAUAUCUCGGAUGUGCUGCAUAAGGCUUAUAUGAAUAUUUUAUGGUGAUCUUUUUUCUUUCAA